Molecule: messenger RNA, 1094 nt
Organism: Phasianus colchicus (ring-necked pheasant)
Lineage: Eukaryota; Metazoa; Chordata; Aves; Galliformes; Phasianidae
Gene: SH3BGR
Product: SH3 domain binding glutamate rich protein
Cellular component (GO): cytoplasm
Source: RefSeq, a predicted model, not a curated record
UUUGAAAACAAAUUUCAAUUUGAAAAAGCAGUUUUGUUUUUCCUCUUUCCUAACCAGAUCAAAAAGAAACAGCAAGAGGUAGUGGGCUUUUUAGAGGCCAACAAGAUUGACUUUCAGCAAAUGGACAUAGCAGGUGAUGAGGACAACAGGAAAUGGAUGAGAGAGAAUGUUCCUGGAGAAAAAAAGCCUCAAAAUGGAAUUCCUCUUCCUCCACAGAUCUUCAAUGAGGAGCGGUACUGUGGGGACUUUGAAUCCUUUUUCUCUGCUAAAGAAGAAAAUAUUAUUUAUUCAUUCCUGGGUCUUGCUCCUCCUCCAGGCACAAAGGAGACUGAAAAGUCUGAUACUGCUGGUGAAACUGAGACACAUACAGAACACGGUGCAGAUGAAGGGGCCCAUGAAGAGGCUCAGCCACCAUCAGAAGAUCAGCAGGAAAACAAGGAAGGAGAUGCGGCGGCAGAGGAAGAAGAAAAACAUGAAGAGGGAGAAGAAAAGGAAGAAGAAGGAAAGCAAGAAGAGGGAGAAGAAAAGGAAGAGGUGGAGGAGCAAGAAGAGUCUUAGUACACUUCCUUAUGACACAUUCUCUCUUGAACAGGUUUUCAGGAAGCACAAGCUGGAGCAGCCCUGCCAAAGGAAAAGCCUCCCUCUUAAGCAAACCGUCACUACCUUUCAUGCCUGUGUACAUGUGAACAUAUAAAUACAGAACAACAAAGAUACCACUGUAUCCUACUUGUAGCCUUUGUAUAUAUAUUUGGUAUUACAAUUGCUUGUUAAAAUGAAUCUUCUUAUAUCUGAUUGCUGGUAUUUCAGUUGAUUGUUAUGUGUUGGAAUAGUAUUGUCCACGUCAUAUCUUAGGUUGUAAGUUCCUCAGAGCAGGAACCAUGUCUUUCUCCAUGUUUAUGUACUGUCAAACACACUGCUAUCACUCAGCAGAUAACUGCACUCACACAAGUGGUGUGGUAUUCAGAGAAAAAGAAAUUCAGAGCUGAAAACUACAAAAAGGCUUCCUGUAUGCAACUUAUGUGAGUCACUUCUCCCUCAGCUGGCUUUUGAAAGCGAUUGAGAUUUCCAUUGUACAUCAGUUUAAAUAAAUUCAU